AUGAAAUUUGAUGAACAUAUAUCAUCAUCAUUAUGGAAUUUAAUAGAAUUAUCAUAUGAUUGUCUUAAUGGAAUUAAAAUUUGUUUUCAUAUAUUAUGUUUAUAUAAACAACAAAUACAAAAAAUUCAAAAAACACAUUCAUCAGUACCUGGUAUUGUUGUUGUUGGUCUUUUACUUGAUUAUUUAACAAGAUAUUAUCAUCAUAAAAAAUCAUUAACAACAAAUAGAGAUGAACAAAUGGGUUCAACAUUAGAAACAUCGUCAUCAUCAACAUCAACAUCGACGAGUAGCUUUUUGAAUACAAGGCGAUGA
Molecule: messenger RNA, 312 nt
Organism: Rotaria sp. Silwood2
Lineage: Eukaryota; Metazoa; Rotifera; Eurotatoria; Philodinida; Philodinidae
Source: the annotation of a GenBank genome assembly